GCGGUUCAUGCUGCUCAUUACGGGUCUCGGGUAGGGUUCAAUGGCCGCAAGGUGGAAUAUUCGAAGCUUCAUUAGGGAGCUCCGAUACCCCAUUAACCGGACAUCGUAAACCCGGCCAGUCUGAAAGCUCAGUUGUUAAUUAUUGCUGUUGGGAGGAGAAGGAGGAGCGCAGAUCGACCCUCCUCAAGAAGCCCUGGAGGACGAGAACAGGAAGAAAGGAAAGAGACGAGGGAGGGAAGGAGAGAAAAAAGAGAGAAGCAGGGAUCUACUACUGCUGACUGACUUCGCGACACGAUGUGGACCUCCUUCACGCUUCUACAGCUACACGGGACAGAGAGCCGCUGGGAAUGAAGACUGCGACAAGGAGGAGGAAAGACUCGUGAAAUUUCUAAGAGAGUUUCCGAGCUUGACCUUAUGGGAAAAAGAAAACGACCACAAGGCUCCCCAUUAUCCUCUCCCGCAUCUUUACCGCUGGACGAACACGUGAGGCACCAAAUGAAAACCCCAACACGUGACUAGAGUUGCUGGAGUGAAAUUGAACCUCAGACUGACCCGCGGAGUCUUCAGUAAACACCUGAACUGUCAUGAGUGCGUACGUGGCUUUUGAACUCAACCCCUGGGAGAGUGGAAUGUACACCACCACCACCACAGUACCUGACUUAGCACCCGUCUCAGCCACCUCCUCCCCACCCACGGAUCUCCUGCCCCUGUAUUUCCCAGCUGAGGGUGUCUCUUCAUCGCCUCCGUCAGCGUCUCCCAGUGUGCUGCUCCUCGCGUCCUUAGCCACGUCUUGGGACAGAUGUUUGGACAAUGAUACUCAGCCUCUUAAUGUUUCCUCCUCGCCUUUCGCUGAGGCUCCCCCACCUCUGCAGCCUCUUGUCAGCCCCCUCGUCGCGGCGUACCUCAUUUUCGUAGUGGUGGUGUCAGUGGUGGCCAACGCCCUGGUGGUGGUGGUGAGGGCCUGCGGGAGGAGGAGGCGUCUUCGGAGCUCCCACGUCUGCACUUUGAGCCUCGCCGUGUCUGAUGUGGCCUUCAGUCUGCUGGUGCACACACUCAUGAUCCUGGCUGCCCUUGGUGUGGAUCCCAUGCUGCUUUUCAAUAAGCCAGGCUGUAACUACUACGGGUUCUGCGCCAUGUUCUUCGGCACGUUCUCCAUGUGCAUCCACGCCAGCGUCAGCAUCAUCCGCUACGUGAACAUCUGCCACCCGGAGCGAGUGGAGUGGCUCAAGGUGAAAUACGUGUACUCCCUCAUUAGCUUCAGUGCUGUCUACUCCGCGAUCUGGGCCCUCGGGCCUCUCCUUCAGUGGGGGCGUUAUGAGACCUUCGAGUUUGGCUGUACCUUGGCUUUCUCCGACCCCACCCAGAGCAGCAAGUCCUUUGUUACCUGUGCCUUCAUCUUCGUCCUCCUCUUGCCGCUUGCCAUCGUCAUCGUCUGCUACUCCCUCAUCGUCCUGCAGGCCCACAAGUUCAAGCGGGAGAUGAACAGAAUCAAGUGCACGGGGAAGGUACUGCCCAGCAUCCCAGCGGCGGGGGGGGAGAGGAGGGAGAGCACUGUGGACUCUCUCAGAAAGACUCAGCGCUCAUUCAGACUCCAUAACAGACUUGUGCGGAUUUCCAUGGUGGUGGCAGCUGGCUACAUCUUCGGCUGGCUUCCCUACGCUCUGGUCUGCAUGUGGGCUGCCUAUGGUGACUACAACAACAUUCCCGUAGAGAUCCGCGUGGGUGCCUCGCUCAUCUGCAAGUCCACCACGGCCUACAACCCCUUCAUCUACUACUUCAUGAGUGAGGGUUUCAGGGCGGACCUUCGAUACCUCGGGCGACGGACAGGUUUCACGAGCAGGGCACCCUCCGUCAACACCGGCCAGGCCUCCUACCUCAGCUCCACCAGGAGUAGCGUCAGGAAGUGGCGAGACAGGCCGCGUGAGAACUCGUGCCUGUUCACCAGUCGCCGGGAGAACACCUCGUGCACGCUAGAGACUGUGGCCACGCCCGCCUCCAUCCUCCCCUCCCCGGACACCGCCGAUGAGCCGCUCGUCGAACACGCCUCCUCCAUUGCCAGGAGGACCAGCAGCUGCCUCCCGCUAUCCACCUCUAGCCUCCAGCAGCAGUACGCCAGUGUGGAGAAGCGCCUGCGCACGCCGCUUUCCUCCGCAGUGUUCCUUUCCGACCAUGAGUUAAUGAACAAUGGGUUCGGUCGAGCGCUGCGUUACGGUGCCAAAUUCCCCUGCAGAAGGUCUGUGUCUUUCUCGGCGGCGGCGGUGACGGAGGAGUCGUCCACUGGGGAUGACAGCACGCCCGUGACAGCCUUGAGUGACAAGAGCAGAGGCGUGAGGGCUUUCCGCUCCAUGUCCUUCUACGGGUUCCGGGACCAGAGGAAGCUGGCGACGACGCAGCUGGACAGGAUUUCCAAGAGGUGCCUGUACAUGAACACUCGAGUCUAGCCGCGGGGUGAGGCGUUGGUUAAUAAUGAGCGUCGACCAAACAGGAAGGUUAACGUGUGUUAGAUCGAGGAAGACAAGGCGAGGAAGGCUCACCGCGUGAGGUACCAACAACAAAAACGCAGCACCAUAUGACACUCCUUGCGGCGCCUCGAAUCAGACUACAGUAAUUAGCAGCAACAAGAACAGCAACAGCAAUAGCAACAUCAGCAAAUUCAAGUGAGGAAGUCUCUCCGCGCGGGGCACCAACAACAAAAACACGGCACCAUAUGACACUCGUUACGGCGCCUUCAGUCAUCCGAACUACAAUAACGAGCAGCACCAAGAACA
Molecule: messenger RNA, 2768 nt
Organism: Scylla paramamosain (green mud crab)
Lineage: Eukaryota; Metazoa; Arthropoda; Malacostraca; Decapoda; Portunidae
Product: melanopsin-A-like
Exons: 14
Coding region: 585-2441 (618 amino acids)
Biological process (GO): G protein-coupled receptor signaling pathway; cellular response to light stimulus; phototransduction
Cellular component (GO): plasma membrane
Molecular function (GO): G protein-coupled photoreceptor activity
Source: RefSeq, a predicted model, not a curated record